UUGACACACAACCACUGUUCAUAUUUUUAGUGAUCACACAUUGAAAUUUUAUCAAAAAUGUACGCUUGUCGCCCACUGGCGGGCAGUCUAAAACGGCGUACUCCGCUCCUAAGGCAGCUGCUUCUUAAAAAACCAUUGAUUUCGUUUCGUCUGCUGGCCACCGAAGGAUCAAAGGAUAUCAAGCCUAGUGGACCCACGACAAUCGGCCCAGGUGGUAAUAUCAUAGUACCUCCGGUCACCCUGAAAGUGAUACCCUUUCGUAUGCCACCCGAUUUGUCGUAUGAUGAUAAAAAUAUGUUAUUGGGACGAGAGUUAUCGCCACAUUUGACCAUCUACAAGAUUCAGUUGACAUCGACAUUGUCUGCAUUAUUGCGAAUUAGUGGCUUUGCGCUAUCACUUAUUGUUUGGAUCAUAGGAAUUGGUGGACUUUGCCUUCAAGGCGAUAUGGAGGGUUUUAUAAAGAAGGUCGAGGAAUGCGAUUGUCCCAACAUUAUGAUGAUGAGCAAGGCAAUGGUUGCCUUGCCAUUAGCUUACCACUCGGUCGCCGGCACAAGACAUUUGAUCUGGUAUUUGAAUAAAUUUCUCACAAUACCGGAGAUAUAUGCCACAGGCUAUGUGGCUAUUGUGCUGUCCAUUGCUUUGGCUGCCUUUCUAUUAUGCGUUAAUGUCGAUCAGAAGGUCAAGGAACAGGUGGAUCUCAGCCAGCCAUCAAAGAAGGGCCAAAAGCCUCCACCGAAGAAAGACGAAAAGAAGAAAGAGCCUCCUAAGGAUGCCAAGAAAGAACCUCCUAAGGAUGCAAAGGGCAAAAAGAAAGAAGAGGAAGUUAAAGCUGCGAAGUGACAGGACUCGGAGACUUCGAAGAAUCUUUCUAAAUUUGAAUGUAUUAUAUAUAUUUAAUUUUAAUUUCUUGGAAUAAAUAUUUUU
Drosophila eugracilis is the source of this 924-nucleotide messenger RNA. RefSeq lists its product as uncharacterized. Lineage: Eukaryota; Metazoa; Arthropoda; Insecta; Diptera; Drosophilidae. Bases 58 to 840 code for a protein of 260 amino acids. Gene Ontology annotation, molecular function: succinate dehydrogenase activity; electron transfer activity. Gene Ontology annotation, cellular component: membrane. The transcript has 2 exons. Gene Ontology annotation, biological process: mitochondrial electron transport, succinate to ubiquinone; tricarboxylic acid cycle. The record is from RefSeq and is a predicted model, not a curated record.